AUGAAUAUUUUACAAUAUCGGCAUAUGCGUAGUCAAGAAAUUUUCCCAAAUGAUGACGAAUCAGAACAAAAGUAUUAUGAAGAGAAUGGCAAUGAAAAUUAUCAAUCAUUAAUUACAACUUCGUCAUCAAUUAAUGCUUUAUUAACAAGUACUGAAAGUCCGUUUGACAAGGCUAAAGCAAUUGAUGAGGAAUUUAUGGAAAAAGUUCCUAUGCCACCAUGGGCGAAAUGGCUCAUUAUUCUUCUAGUACAACCCGAUGUUGAACAAUUAACACAAAAUAUGGAAGAUAAUGAAGAUGCUGAAUCAAAAAAAAGUGAACCACAAUAUUUAGGAAAGUUAGAAUAUUCACUUGAUUAUGAUUUUCAAAAACAAGAGCUGAAAGUUGAAGUUAUUCAAGCACAAGAGUUACCUGCUAUGGAUAUAAAUGGAGCAUCUGAUCCAUAUGUUAAAGUAUAUAUAUUACCAGAUAAAAAGAAAAAAUUUGAAACAAAACCACAACGAAAAACAUUAAAUCCUGUUUUUAAUGAAACAUUUAUAUUCAAAGAUUUGCCAUAUGGUGAAAUAAGUGGAAAAACACUUAUAUUUUCAGUUAUCGAUUACGAUCGUUUUUCACGACAUGAUCCAAUUGGCGAAGUACAAAUUCCAUUGAAUGCCGUGGAUUUAGGACAAGUCAUAAGAGAAAUAAAAGAGUUAAUACCGCCGCCCCGUGAUCGAGAUUUUGACAGCAAAUUAGGAGACAUUUGUUUUUCACUUCGAUAUGUUCCAACAGCUGGCAAAUUGACAGUUACUAUACUCGAAGCUAAAAAUCUUAGAAAGAUGGACGUCGCUGGACUUUCUGAUCCAUAUGUUAAAUUAUCAUUAAUGAUGAAUGAAAAACGUUUAAAAAAAAAGAAAACAUCAAUUAAAAAAUGUACAUUAAAUCCAUAUUAUAAUGAAUCAUUUACAUUCGAAGUAUCAUUUGAAGAAAUUCAGAAAGUAAAAUUAGUGAUUUUGGUUGUUGAUUAUGAUCGUAUUGGAACAUCCGAACCAAUUGGAAAAGUUGUGUUAGGCUGUCGUACAACUGGUCCUGAAUUACGUCAUUGGACUGAUAUGCUUGCGUCACCUCGAAGACCUAUUGCUCAAUGGCACUCACUCAAAGAUCCUGGAGAUGAAAAAUAG
Rotaria sp. Silwood2 is the source of this 1158-nucleotide messenger RNA. The record is from the annotation of a GenBank genome assembly. NCBI's taxonomy places the organism in Eukaryota, Metazoa, Rotifera, Eurotatoria, Philodinida, Philodinidae.